AUUCUUACUAUUUUUUGAAAAAAAAAAAAAAAAACAUUUUUUUCUCCCCAGUUUUGUACCCAAAAGUCUUUCACUCUGACUUUUCAGCAAAAUUUUGGACAGAUUUAAUUCCUCCAACUUCUACAACCAGCAGCAGCGCCUUCUUGCAUCUUUCCUCCGCAAAAGAAUUGAAAACGGAACUCGAUCUCAAGAUUUUCAGCUAUCUCCUCCAGCUCCACCGCAUAAAAAAAAAGGUAAGAUUUCUUACUUACUUUGACACCGAUGGAUCUUCUUUUGCCGAUUCUGUGUUCCUUGAACUGAAUUCCGUUCUGUUUUGGCUUUCGCCUUCCUUGAGAAAUUUGAUUAAAAAAAAAAAAAGUUUCUUUGUAAUUCAAUCAUAGAAAGGGAUUGUUUCAUUUACAUGUUUAUAUAAGUUGAAGAAAAUGGUGGAUUUGUUAUUUUCUCUCUUCCUGGAUUUCUCAAGAGUUCAACAGUGGAACAUUCCUUAUCUCUCUGUUUUUUUUGUUCUUCUUCUUUCUCUAGAGAAUAAAACCUUUUGGCUAUUGGUCCACCUGCAUAAAUGCUCGCAUUUGGCUUUUAAAGCUAAAAACGUCUUUAAAAACCUACCACCAAGAAGGUCUAACUUUUGUAGUAGAAAUACUAGCAAGGUUGGUUGUGGGAUGCUCUCAGGCAUUAAUGAUGCCAGUGCCUACGAACCUAGCUAAUUAAUCCACCCAUUGUGGGGGUAGCAUUUUCAACUUCCAUCGCUUUCCUUUCACAUCAUAUUUCGAUUUCAACGACCUUUCUUAGUUGCCAAUCAAAAUGGGGUAAAAAUGGUGAUUUUCACUUCCCAUUUUAGUAAUAAGCUGGUAUAUAUAAUGCAUUAAAAGAGUGUUUAUUUAGCGAGUUAAUUAAUACCUAUUAACCUCAAAACUUUGAAAUUGCCGAUUAUGAAAUUAAGGUUAGGUUCAAAUUCCUCAAUUAACCAAGAACUUCCUCUGUUAAUAGCAAGAGAAAGAGUGCGUUGCCUUCAUACCACCGUUUACAUUAGGAACCAUGCUAGAAAUGGUUGGCUACUUAAUUCCUGUUUUGUCUAUUUAUUUGUAGUUGUAAUAAAAUACAGAGAAUAGUUGUUUCAGUGCACACAUCCAGCAGAGAAUGGAGCAAACAGCUUCACUAGUCUGCAGCCGAUAUAUUUUUUUGUUGCUGCUUAUGGGAGCUGUGACACUGCAUGAAAGAGUAGGGGGAGAUCCAAGAACGCAGACAUUCCAACUUACGUGCGGCCCCCAACUGGAGAAUAACAGAAGCAUCUUUGUUCAGAAUUUUGUUGUUGCAAUGGAGAAUAUCAGUGAACAGAUGCGUACGACAGGUUUUGGACAAGUAGUUGCGGGUUCAGGACCUGAUGCUGACUACGCUCUGGCUCAGUGUUAUGGAGAUCUCUCUUCGCUUGACUGUGUGUUAUGCUAUGCAGUGGCUCGGACGGUUCUUCCUCAGUGCUAUCCCCACAAUAGCGGUCGCAUUUUUCUUGAUGGGUGCUUCAUGCGGUCUGGAAAUUAUAGCUUCUUCCAGGAGUAUACAGGGCCUGAAGACAGGGCAGUGUGUGGCAACACAACCAGGAAAAGUUCUGCAUUUAAAAAAUCAGCAACAGAUGCUGUGAACCGUGCUGUUGCAGCUGCACCGGGCAAUAAAGGGUACGCACAUGCUCAGGUGGCUGUUCCUGGGACAAAUGAAUCAGCUUAUGUCUUGGCAAACUGCUGGAGGUCAUUGAGGGAGAAUUCUUGCAGAUUGUGUUUAGAGAACGCAUCCCCAUCCAUAUUAGGAUGCUUGCCUUGGUCAGAGGGGAGAGCUCUUAACACAGGAUGCUUCAUGAUGUACUCGGACAAAGAUUUCCUCAACAAAGUACCUGAAACUGGAAAUGGAAGUUCAGGAGGAACCGUUAUAGUGAUAAUAAUUUCUGUUGUCAGCAGCCUUGUUGUUUUGGGAGUUGCAGUAGCUAUUGGAGUUCAUAUAAGGAAGCAGAGACAUAUACAAAAGAAAAGAAAAGGAUCAAAUGAUGCCAGAAAUCUGGUGAAAAGCCUUAAUGACAGUAGCUUAAACUUCAAGUAUUCUACCCUUGAGAAGGCUACAGGAUCUUUUGCUGAAGCAAACAAGCUCGGUCAAGGAGGAUUUGGGACAGUUUAUAAGGUAGGUUUCCUUUGAUGUCUACUUUUCCUUUCCAUAUUUGGAGAAUGAUCUUGUAAAUCUAUUUUCACUAGAAUGAUCUUGUAAAUCUAUUUUCACUA
Rubroshorea leprosula is the source of this 2261-nucleotide messenger RNA. Lineage: Eukaryota; Viridiplantae; Streptophyta; Magnoliopsida; Malvales; Dipterocarpaceae. The record is from the annotation of a GenBank genome assembly.